Telopea speciosissima is the source of this 5742-nucleotide messenger RNA. Its product is annotated as pentatricopeptide repeat-containing protein At5g65560-like. Gene Ontology annotation, molecular function: protein binding. The transcript is spliced from 4 exons. Bases 1446 to 5717 code for a protein of 1423 amino acids. The record is from RefSeq and is a predicted model, not a curated record. Lineage: Eukaryota; Viridiplantae; Streptophyta; Magnoliopsida; Proteales; Proteaceae.
AACCCUAAACCCUAAUUUAAUCAGAUUAUUCAUGUAUUUAUUCUUUUUAUUUCUUGGGAGGCUUAGUGUUUGAAUUGACUCAGCCAGAUCCAGUAGACUUAAGAGAUGUAUGGCUUUUAACAGAUUAUUAAAAGGGCCAUGACCUUGUGCAUGUCUCACUGUUUCAGGAUCCCAGGUGGUCCUAACCUUCGGCAUUUUUGCCCAAAGUGGCCUCUUUUGAACUCAAAAUUGUCUUCUUGCUGUCAGUCUGAGCUUUCAAUGGAAUAUGACCUCAAAUAGUUGGAAGAGGCUCUAUUGAGAUGGUUUCACUUGUGGCUUUCGAAUGGAAACAGGAUCUUCUGGUUUCAUAUGGUUGGGAAGGUAUAUGAAAUGAUGACGAUCCACCUUUAUGAAACUCUUUUACUUUUUUUGCAUGCACCUGCCUGUUAACAUGACAAUUAGAAAAAAAUAAUUGACAUGUAUUUCAAACUUUAGGGAAAUCAGUUCAACAUGGUUUGCUCAGAAGUUUAUGUCAUCAUGAAGAGCCAUCAGGUUUUGCACUUCUAAGGGGAGAGGUACAUAGCUUUAGUUACUUUUUAAAUAUCUAUUUGAGUUUGGAACUUGUCAACUUCUGUGCAUUAGGAAGCAGAUUGUUGGUGGUGAGCCUCUUUCUAUAUUGAACUGGUACACCGCUAAGGUUAAUCAAAAGGAUUAAAUACUCUUCAUCGCUUCUAAAUGAGAUGGUUUUCUUUUAUCCUUUUCUAAUGAAAUCAAUAAUGAACCUGUUGCUGGUUAAAGACUUGAACUGGACCUCUAGUAGGUUAAUAUAUCUGAAUCUUCUGCACUUUCAUUUCCUUUUUUCUUUGUGGUCUGUUAAUUUUCACAGUUUUACAUGUUAGAACUCCUGAAAGUCUAUCUGAGGCUAAUGUGCGGGGUUCAAUUUUUUAUCCGCAGGAGCCCAUGCAUUAAACUGGUGUUUCUGAAGAGCAGCUUGGGCUUUGGUAGAAUCUUUUUAAGGCCAGGAGGUUAAAAUGAUGAUAAUUGGAUAUGGUUCCUUUCUGAACCUGAAACCUGCUUGAGUAUGGUUCCGAGAUCUGAGAUCAUUCCCAGGCUACCAUCUUGUCAAGCAAAGCGGAAGGGUAUUGGUUAGUCAUUUUGCAUGAGUCAUUUGAAUGAUAACUUCUCAUAGGAGUUCAACCAUACAAUGCCUUUCAAGAACUUUCUUUUGGAAGCUGCUUUGCGCUCAUGGUGGUAAAAUUUUGAAGCAAAAGCACCAGGGAAUGAACAGGUCUCUGAAGAUGUUGGAAUUAAUGCAUCCACCUUCUCUGUGGGGUAUAACUUCUUUACUGGGACACACUUCGUUAUUCAAGAGCAAACAAGCUAGAUUGAAAUGCUUGAAUUUUUGUGUGCUUGAAAGCUCUGUGCUUCUAGUGAUUCAGAAAAUGGAGUUUUCCUGCAUGCACUAAAUGAUCAAUGAAGGUGCAAGGCAAGUAUUUCAGCGUGACAUAUUUUCCCUUCUCUUUCCUCUUCCUUCCUCUUCUCGAUGUGGGUGCCUGCUUGAUGAUAGUAUAACUGUGUUUUGCCAUCAUUUUGGUUCUUCUGCUGGUAAAUCUAUUGCAACACAAUACCCGUCAGCGACCCAUUUCAGGAGUCUUGAUGAUGUAUUGCUUUUCUUCGAUGGCUUGGUCGGUAAGCAACCUUUCCCAUCGAUUCAGAAUUUCAACCGACUGUUAGGGGCCACUUCCAAGAUGAAACAGUAUCCCACUGUUCAUUCCUUGUUUAAACAGAUGGGCUCCUUAGGAAUUCAACCCGAUUUGUCCACUCUGAAUAUCUUAAUCAAUUCCUUACGCCACUUGGGUCGGGUGGAUUUUGGUUUCUCUGUAUUGGGUAACAUCCUGAAACGUGGUUAUGAACCAAAUGUUGUUACAUUGAGCACUCUGAUUAGGGGGCUCUGUUCAAAGAACGAUAUUGGCCAGGCAAUGGAGUUUUUCUACAAAAUGUUGGAGUUAGGGUAUCCCUGUAAUGAGGUCACUUAUGGAACAAUAAUUAAUGGGCUUUGCAAGAGCGGAGAUGCUGUUAAGGCCCUUGUGUUGUUCAGGGAGAUAGAGCAGAAUGGUAGGUGUAAUCCAGACUUAAUCUUGUAUAGCAUAAUCAUUGACGGUCUCUGCAAACAGGGGCUGGUAAACGAGGCCAUGGACCUCAUCAUAGAAAUGAAAGGGAGAGGCAUCUCACCUAAUGUUGUUACUUAUAGCUCUGUGAUUCAUGUCCUGUGUAAUUUUGGGCAGUGGAAAGAAGCUGCAACCCUUUUUGAUGAAAUGAUGAAUCAUGGAAUAAGACCAGAUACAGUAACUUAUACCAUUAUGAUAGAUGGUCUUUGCAGAGGAGGGAGGUUGGAGGAAGCACGUGCCCUGUUCAGUAUAAUGCUUCGAGAUGGGGUGGUGCCAAAUGGUUUUACUUAUAAUUCCUUGAUUCAUGGCCUAUGCAAUUCAGGCCAGUGGACGGAAGCCAACCAGCUGUUCCAUGAAAUGUUGGAAAGGGGGAUUUCAGCAGAUGUAGUUACCUUCAAUAUAUUGGUUGCUGCUCUUUGCAAAGAAGGGAAUGCCAAAGAAGCUCAUGAGCUCUUUUAUUUAAUGAUUCAGAAGGGUGUGGAGCCCGAUUUAAUCACAUGCAAUGCCUUGAUAGAUGGAUAUUGUUUAGUGGGUCAAAUGGAUGAGGCAAUGGAGUUCUUUACUACCAUGAUGAGUUGGGGAUAUAAGCCUGACACCAUUACUUAUAGUGCACUCAUUAAUGGCUAUUGCAAGUGCAGGAGGAUGGGUGAAGCCUUCCAGCUCUUUAAAGAAAUGCCCCAGAAGGGAAUAAUCCUUGACACUAUUACUUAUACUUCUCUUAUUCAAGGAUUUUUCCUUGUGGGCCAAGUUGGGUAUGCGCUGAAGGUUUUCAGAGAAAUGCAAGUUCAUAGGCACAACCCAGACCAAUUCACCUAUUCUAUAUUGAUGAACGGGCUAUGCAAAAGCAAGUGUAUUGAUGAUGCACUGAAAUUGUUUCAUGAAAUUGAUUCUAAAAACCUUAAUAUUCUUAUUUACAGUGUCCUCCUUGAUGGAAUGUGGGAGGCAUGUAUGCCAAAAGAGGCCGAAGAAUUGUUCAACUCCUUGUCUUCCAAAGGUUUGGAGCCUAAUGCUAAAACAUAUGGCAUCAUGAUCAAGGGACUCUGUAAAGAGGGCUUGUUGAGCAAAGCUUGGGAUUUGUUCAUGAAAUUGGAAGAAAAGGGUUGUCCUCCAAAUGAUGUGACUUAUAAUAUCUUGGCUCAAGGAUUUCUUCAAAAUAAAGAGACCAAUAAGGCAUUUGAGCUUCUGAAUGAAAUGUCUCACAGAGGUUUCUUACCUGAUGCAAAGACUGCAUCUCUGAUGGUGAAUUUGCUUGCACAUGGGGGGUCUGAAUGGGAAUGUUUCGAAAGACUCCGCAAAUUUGUGCCAAAUAGUGGCUCACAAGCUGUUACCUGGCUUGAUUUUUCACUUACAGCUCUGAGACUGUUUCUUUGUUGGGAACUUGUUAUCAUCACGGAGCUGGUUGCAUGGCCUCAAUUCCUCAAAUCCUUCCCUGUGCUCUCUGCUCUCUUCUCCCUGCUCCCUGCCAAGAGAAUUGAACAGUCCAUCACUUCAGCUCACUUGCAAGAGUGCAGAGGUCAACAAAAGAACCAUCGAAAUGACCAAGUAAGAUACCCAAGUGUAAUGGGGUUGAGGUUGAUGAGAUGGGCUGCUUCCCUUGUUUAUCUAAAUCAAAAGGGUAACAGUCCUUUUCUUCCCUUAUCUCUUCGUUCAUUUUUAACUGUGUCUCGCCAUCAUUUUGGUACUUCUGCUGAUAAAACCAUUAGAAUACAAUAUUCACGGGUUGCCCGCUUCGAGACUCUUGAUGAUGCUUUGGGUUUCUUUGAUUGCCUGGUGCAAACAAAACCUUUACCAGCAAUUUGGGUUUUCAAUCAACUGUUGGGAGCAAUUUCCAGGAUGAAACACUAUCCUACAGUGCUCUCUCUGUUUAAACAGAUGAGCUUCUUCGGAAUUGCACCAAAUAUGCAUACUCUGAGUGUAUUAAUCAAUUGCUUCUGCCAUUUGGGUCGGGCGGAAUUUGGUUUCUCUGUCUUGGGGAACAUCCUGAAACGUGGUUAUGAACCAAAUGCCGUCACAUUAAGCACUUUGAUUAGGGGACUCUGUUCAAAAAAUGAAAUUGGUCAUGCACUGGAGUUCUUCUGCAAAAUAGUGAAGUUGGGGUAUCCAAGUGAUGAGGUCACUUACGGGACUAUAAUUAAUGGGCUUUGCAAGAGCGGAAACGCUGUUAAGGCCCUUGGGUUGUUCAGAGAAAGAGUACAGAAUGGUGGUUGUAACUCGGACUUAAUCAUGUAUAGCAUGAUCAUCGACGGUGUCUGCAAAGAGGGGUUGGUAAGUGAGGCCAUGAAUCUCUUCACAGAAAUGAAGGACAGAGGCAUCUCACCUAAUGUUGUUACUUACAGCUCUGUGAUUCAUGGCCUCUGCAAUUUUGGACGAUGGAAAGAAGCUGCAAGCAUAUUUGAUGAGAUGAUCAAUAAUGGAAUCAAACCUAACACUAUAACAUUCACCGUUAUGAUAGAUGGUCUUAGCAGAGUAGGGAGGUUUGAGGAAGCACAUGCCCUGUUCGAUGUAAUGCUUCAGAAAGGUGUGUUGCCUAAUAUCUUCACUUACACUAGCUUGAUUCAAGGCCUAUGCAAUUCAGGCCGAUGGAAGGAUGCCACCCGGUUGUUCAGUGAGAUGUUGGAAAGGGGAAUUUCACCAAAUAUUAUUACCUUCAAUACAGUGGUUGCUGCUCUUUGUAAAGAAGGGAAGGCCAAAGAAGCUCAUGAGCUCUUUUACUUAAUGAUUCAGAAGGGUGUGGAGCCCGAUUUAAUCACAUGCAAUGCAUUGAUAGAUGGAUAUUGUUUACUGGGUCAAUUGGAUGAGGCAAUGGAGUUCUUUACUUCCAUGAUGAGUUCGGGAUAUAGGCCCGACACCAUUACCUAUAGUUCACUAAUUAAUGGCUAUUGCAAGUGCAGGAGGAUGAGUGAAGCCUUCCAGCUCUUUAAAGAAAUGCCUCGCAAGGGAAUAAUCCUUGACACUAUUACUUAUACUUCUCUUAUUCAAGGAUUUUUUCUUUCGGGCCAAGUUGGGUAUGCACAGAAGGUUUUCAAAGAAAUGAAAGUUCAUGGGCACAAGCCAGAUCAACACACCUAUUCUAUAUUGAUGAAUGGGUUAUGCAAAAGCAAGCGUAUUGAUGAUGCACUGAAACUGUUUCACAGAAUAGAUUCUAAAAACCUUGAUAUUCAUACUUACAGUGUCCUCCUUGACGGAAUGUGGGAGGCAUGUAUGCCGAAAGAGGCGGAAGAAUUGUUCAACUCCAUCUCUUCCAAAGGUUUAGAGCCUAAUGUUAAAACAUAUGGCAUAAUGAUCAAGGGAUUCUGCAAAGAAGGCAUGCUGAGCAAAGCUUGGAAUUUGUUCAUGAAAUUGGAAGAAAAGGGUUGUCCUCCAACUGAUGUGACUUAUAAUAUCAUGGUUCAAGGAUUUAUUCAAAAUAAAGAGACCAACAAGGCAUUCGAGCUUCUAAAAGAAAUGUCUCAGAGAAGCUUCUUACCUGAUGCAAAUACUGCAUCUCUGAUGGUGAAUUUGCUUGCAGAAGGGGGCCCUGAAGUUGAAUGUUUUGAAAGGCUUAACAAAUUUGUGCCAAAUAAAAUCUGACAAGGUCACAUUCAGAUGGCCAUUC